This is a messenger RNA of Cylas formicarius (sweet potato weevil), 2608 nucleotides long. It is a transcript of the gene IFT46, whose product is annotated as intraflagellar transport protein 46 homolog. The transcript is spliced from 7 exons. The record is from RefSeq and is a predicted model, not a curated record. The coding region runs from base 78 to 1019 and encodes 313 amino acids. Gene Ontology annotation, biological process: intraciliary transport; cilium assembly. Gene Ontology annotation, cellular component: motile cilium; centrosome; intraciliary transport particle B. NCBI's taxonomy places the organism in Eukaryota, Metazoa, Arthropoda, Insecta, Coleoptera, Brentidae.
AAUGCCGUUGCUAGGAAACCGCCGACCGACGUCGUCCACAGCCCGCUUAAAAACCGGGAGUUUACGGAUUUAACAAAAUGUCGUCCGGGGAGAACAUUAUUCAACGUUCGUUUUCGAUAAUUGAUCAGGACGACGACGAUGAAAGUGCCGGUCCAAAGGGACCGGAACAGUACGCGCUUAAAACGGGUCAUGAAUCGGAUGAUUGGAGUCAGAAAAGCACUAGAAAGCCGGAGGCGUUACCGCGUCAACGAGUGCCGAGCGCGGGGCCGUCGAAGAAAACGGCGCUGCCCAAAGGACGUAAGAGCUUGAACUCGAGCGAUAGCGAAGAGAGCGAAGACGGCAGUGUGCGCAAGACGCUGCCGGGACAGUACGAUCCCAAGAUGUACGACGACUUGAUUGUGGAUGACGAUGUUCGAGCCGUCUUUCAAUACAUCGUAAAGUACACUCCACAACAUUUGAACAUCGAAUACAAGUUUAAACCGUUUGUGCCGGAAUUUUUGCCCGCCGUAGGCGAUAUUGACGCGUUCCUGAAAAUUAUCCCUCCAGAAACUACAUUGUCGGGGGACGUGUACGACGAAAACGGGCUCCAGCUGGGAUUGCUCGUUCUCGACGAACCCGCCGCGAAUCAGAGUGACCCCGCUCUGCUUCAGUUGCAGCUCAGGGCCGCCGCCGACGCCGACGUUUUGACAGUUAGCGACAACAAUGAAGAUGUGGUGGUGAAAAAAAUCGACAACACUGAAAAGAACUCUAAAGUGAUUGAAAAAUGGAUCAAAGACAUAUCGCAUUUGCACAGAAGCAAAUCGUCUCCAAUUGUCAGAUACUCUCAGCCCAUGCCCGACCUGGACGAUUUGAUGCAAGAGUGGCCCGAGGACGUCGAGAAGCGCCUCAAAGAGGUUGGCUUCCCUAAACCGCGCGCGGACAUGCUGUUGGGCGAGUACGUGGACACCGUGUGCGGCUACUUCGACAUCCCGAACUGCUACAGAAAACCCACAAACAGGAGGAAACGAUCAAAUCUCUGAAAAGAAGAAAAUUGGAAUGCUUUGGCCACGUAAUCAGAAGACCUAAAUAUGCGAGGCUACAGGACAUUAUAGAAUUAAAGAUCAAGGACAGAAGGAGAAGCUCUUUGCUCAAAAACCUACGGGAAUGAUUUGGAAUGACAUCAAACCAACUAUUCAGAGCAGCUGUUAACAAGAUUAGGAGAGGAACGAGAAGAAGAAAAACAUUCUGAAGCCCGGUAGCCAGAAUUGUAAAUAUGCAACAUGUCUACUACCAAGUUGCAAGAAAUUUGGCCGAUAAAAUUACCAUAUUAAUACUUAAUAUCACGCAGGAAACAUCUCAGUGGAAAAAAUGUCUCGUCCAUUCGUGCCAAGGAAAUUUAACCAGGGAAAUUAGAAACUAUUAUAAAACAAGCCAGUAAACAAUUUGUAUUUCAAGAUGUAUAACCUAAAUUUGCCCUAAAUAUAAGAAAAUUGCAUUAAUAUAAUUAGUAUAUACAGAUUGGAUUUUAUCCAUUUUUAUCGAUAUUUAUCAAUUUUCCUUAUGCACGCACAAGUUAUAUGCGUAGUAAAAAGAUUUUUGCAUAAGAUUUAGCCAUUUGACACUAACAAACAUCAAAAUGUGUUUCUCGUAUCGAAAUUUCCUUUAAAAACAAAAUUCGACCAAAAUAAUUCAGCCUAUUUCGUUCAAAAACAAAAAUAUUCUUUAUCCGUACUGACACAAACUUUCAUAACGUCUUUGGACGCCCUAAGCUAAUAUAAAUUUUACCCAGUACAAUAAACUAUUCACAAAAUUAAUUUUGUUUAGUACACGUUUAUCUCGUGCAUGCAUAGUUUCGCAUGUUCAAACGCAGUUUCCUCGCACUACACUCCAAGGGACCCGAAUAUAUAGGUGAACAAGCAUUACGUAAGAACAUAGAUAAUAGCGUGCAAGAAACAUUACAACUCAAUUAAUCAUAACUCUUCAAGUAUGGAAAAUUGGAUGCCAGAACACCGCGUAGUUGUAAAAAAAAGUAAUAUAUAUUUUUUGAUAUUAAAUAUAUCACCAAUAGAAAUUUCAUAUAAAUCUUCGAUGCAAAGUUUUGAAAAAAAAAUACAAUCCAAAGAGGCAAUUUAAUUAAUUUAUUAAUUAUUUAAUUAAUACCUGUUGCCGCUUCUAUAUAAACGUCGCUUCAUCUUGCUUAAUUUAAAUGGCAUCGCCUGUAUAUUAUCGUCAAAUCAUUUUUAGAUUCUAGGCAAGAAACCGUCCUUUCGAAGAAAGUUGCGCGCACAGACAAAACGAACUUCGUAAAACCUCUUUUUCAUUUAACUUUAGUUUCUUCUCAACCAUCUUGCCUUUUUUCGAAACUCAAAAAUCAAUUUAAUAAGUUCCAACAAUUUAAAAGGUCAUACUUUAUUAGAUUUUAUUAGAUUAUUAUAAUUCAAGCGGAUGGCCGAACAAGAAGAAAACUACUAAUUAAACAAAAAUGAGAUUUUACGAAAUUUAUUCGUGCGAAACUGUCUUCGAAAUCAAAAUUGGGUUAGUUUCUUUCCUAGAAUUAGUAAAUUGAGCUGUGCUAUUUAAAAAAAUUCAAUAAACCGUGUUUCUAGAAAACCCGCACAUAACGCCCUGU